Penicillium subrubescens is the source of this 966-nucleotide messenger RNA. RefSeq lists its product as uncharacterized. The transcript has a single exon. The record is from RefSeq and is a predicted model, not a curated record. Lineage: Eukaryota; Fungi; Ascomycota; Eurotiomycetes; Eurotiales; Aspergillaceae. Bases 1 to 966 code for a protein of 321 amino acids.
AUGCCCAUCGCUCCACUUGCCGAUGAUGGGGUCGGCACCUAUUCGGGGCAAAAUCUCGUGCUGAUCCUAAGUAUCGUGACUUUACUCGGUCUCGCCAUCUACAACUCCAUUGAGCUGGUCAUUCUCAUCCUCUGCACAUUUCGACACUGGCACGGUCUGUACUUUUGGAGUUUGCUGCUGAGCGGCUUGCUCGGCGUGGUUCCACAGGCUGUCAGCUUCCUCUUGAAAGACCUCGUCCUUGCGCCACUAUGGUUUUCUCUGACUCUUUCGACUAUCGGCUGGUAUUUCAUGGUCACCGGCCAAGCCAUCGUGCUCUACUCACGGCUGAAUCUACUGGUGAAUGAUCCUCGAGUCUUGCGCCGCGUCUUGAUCAUGAUUAUCACAAACGCCAUUAUUCUUCACGUCCCCACCACUAUCCUCACUUAUGGCUCAAAUUUCGCCAAAUCAAAUAAUGCCGUCUGGCAGCAUGCUUACGACAUCAUGGAACGCAUCGAGCUCGUCGGCUUUUCCGUGCAAGAGAUGGUCAUCUCUUACCUCUACGUGGUGCAGGUCAUUCGAAACCUGCGCAUCGUACCCCCAAAUUCUCGCAUCCAGAAGGUCCACCGCAAGACGCUUUACUACGUGCUGGCCAUUAACGUCUUCCUCAUCCUCUUGGACGUGGUCCUCCUCCUCAUGGAGUUCACCAAUCGCUACACCAUUCAAACAGCGCUCAAGUCGCUGGUGUAUAGCAUCAAACUUAAACUUGAGUUUGCAGUUCUCAACCGCCUCAUCUGUCUGGUUCGGCCUGAUCAGGUCACUUCAGAUGACUACUGGCAGCCCUCACCGAGUCCGAGUCCUCGGGCCGCGAAUGGACUGGGCCAUGAGUUGACGGAUUAUGGCGGGUUUUCUCGAGUGGAGUCUUGUGAUACUACGACGUUGAGGAGUCCUAGGACACAGGUUGUCAGGAUUAAUAAUACGUUCAAAUAA